UAAACUUAAGUUUUAUAGGUAGAGCUAUAUAAGAUUGCCAUCUCAUAUAUAGUCUUUUUAUCGCUCUUAAAUUCGCCCGAGUUCCUCCGAGGUUUCCCGAUUACUGCUACAUAAAUACACGAUCCGUGCAAACAUUUUCUUCAUGAAGGAAGCUGACCACGGAAUAAGAAAGCUCUAAGAAAAUGCAGUUGUCACUACGGUUUUCUUGUCUUUGGUUGUUUGUUGCUUUGGUAACAGUUGAGGUUCUAGCGGGAGACACUGAUGGAGCAACAUCUAUUGUAAUCAAGCUAAAAGAAGGAGGAACACAAGAGGAUGUUAAUACAAUUAUGCAGCGACACCCUCAGUAUGUCAUUGACAAACAGUUUGAAAUUGCUGGACAGGUUUAUUAUCAAUUAAAAAUUGAUAACUCAAAGAUUUUGAGUCCGCUCCCUAUACUAAGACUUGGCACAGGAGGAAGUACUACUCCUACUGAGAUUGGAGAUGAGGAACAGGUUGAAUUCUCAGAAGUACAAACGAAGACGACAUUUCACCUCUUCAAGGCGAAACCAAUCACAGAUCCGGAAUUGAGUGGACUUUGGCAUCUGAACAAUGACUUGAAGUAUUCGAUGAACAUUGCGGCGGUUUGGGCUGAUGGUUAUACAGGAGCGGGUGUUACUGUAGCUAUAGUGGACACAUUUAUACAAACAAACCAUACAGAUCUCGGAAAUAUGGAUGUUGAUAAUUCUUAUGACUUUUAUAAUGACGACAGUGAUCCAAAUCCUGAUGACCCAACAAUUAGCCAUGGAACAAUGGUAGCAGGAAUCGUAGGAGCAACGUAUGGAAAUGAUUUUUGUACUGUUGGUGUGGCAUAUAAUGCUACACUUGUAGCUAUUGGUCUUCUUGGGGAAACUCAAGAAAGUAUCGACUUGAGUGAUGCGCAAGUAGGAAGAGCUCUGGCACAUUAUUCUUCUGAUGUGUCUAUCUAUGUUAACAGCUGGGGACCAGACACGACAUCUGACUUCCAUCCUGCUGGUUCAUUGGCUAAAACUGCUCUAGUAUCAUUGGCAACUAACGGUAGACAAGGCAAUGGGAGCAUCUUUGUAUUCGCUGCUGGAAAUGGAGGAAGUGAUUCGAACGCAAAUGCCUAUCUACAAAGUAGUAUAUACGCCAUCUCUGUUGCCAGCGUUGAAUUCGACGCAGUGUCGCCGUCUGCUGGAUUUGGCGCCAACAUAAUGACGUCUGCUUACGGUGGUGGGGUUCACUAUAAAGCUUUGAAGUCGACUGUUCCCUAUGAUGAAUGUUCCGAAACAGCUGGAGUAGGGUCAUCAUUUGCAGCCCCAGUAGCAGCAGGUGUCAUAGCUUUAAUGCUAGAAGCUAACAACGGUUUAACAUGGCGUGAUGUUCAACACAUCAUCAUCCGGGGAUCAAAUGCACGUGGUUUUAAAGAUGAGGAGACAAAAUGGCGUCGCAAUAAAUAUGGAUUUAUGUUUAAUCGUAAAAUGGGAUUCGGUCUAUUGGAUGCCAAAGAAGUGGUUGGUUUGGCUAAAAAAUGGAAAACAGUUCCGGAACAAAUAUCCUGCACAGUUUUGGGGCCUAUUGGUGUUAACGAGAAUGUCACAAGUGAAGCAUCAGGAAAAUCUGCCAUCAGGGUAGGUCUUAAGGAUUGUGGUAUGAGGUAUCUGGAGCAUGUCCUGGUCACCGUCAAUGUACGUUAUUCAGCAUUCAGAGGAACAGUAGAGCUAGAGUUGAUAUCGCCCGGCGGAACCAGGAUACAGGUCCAGAAUGAAAGAUAUAAUGACGCUGUGGCGUCUCCAGAGGAGGGUUCAUUCGAGUACACCUACAAAGUUUUGCAUCUUUGGGGAGAAUCUCCUCAAGGACUGUGGAAACUUAUGUAUAAAUCUGUAAACCCGUUUGUUGAAGUUGGACUAGAUUCGUGGUCAUUGGAGCUUUAUGGAACCAAAAAAAGUCCAGGACCAAAAUAGUCGUUGUGUAAUGAAUAUAGAGCCAUUUUGAUUUAAUUUUGUACAACAGAAGAGAGAGAAAAACAAGUUCAUUUCUAGAAAAGACGUCACAGUAAAGUUGAGUUGUCAUUAUCAUUUUUGUUGUCUAUUUUUUUUUUUUGAAUCUAAAUAAAAAGAGUACAUGUG
Mytilus trossulus (common blue mussel) is the source of this 2126-nucleotide messenger RNA. RefSeq names its product furin-like protease 1, isoforms 1/1-X/2. Gene Ontology annotation, molecular function: serine-type endopeptidase activity. Gene Ontology annotation, biological process: protein processing. The transcript has 15 exons. Lineage: Eukaryota; Metazoa; Mollusca; Bivalvia; Mytilida; Mytilidae. The record is from RefSeq and is a predicted model, not a curated record. Gene Ontology annotation, cellular component: trans-Golgi network; Golgi membrane. The coding region runs from base 183 to 1961 and encodes 592 amino acids.